This is a messenger RNA of Exaiptasia diaphana, 1093 nucleotides long. RefSeq names its product kelch-like protein 7. NCBI's taxonomy places the organism in Eukaryota, Metazoa, Cnidaria, Anthozoa, Actiniaria, Aiptasiidae. The coding region runs from base 112 to 1035 and encodes 307 amino acids. The transcript has 3 exons. Gene Ontology annotation, molecular function: protein binding. The record is from RefSeq and is a predicted model, not a curated record.
CGUGUUCUCUGAGUGCCAAAUUACUAAAUUAACCACGAGGGAAGGUAUAUUAUCUCUCAUAAAGACGCGAUUUAAAGGAACAGCCUACAAAGAAGCAGAACUGAAGUAUUAAUGGCAGCCAAUCAGCCUCCUGCUAAAGUACUAAAAUUAGAUGGCAGURACUCUGAUUCAGAUGAGGAGAUUUCAAAAUCAAUUGAUUUCAAGGAACCGUGGCACUUCAGUGAUGUGGUACUUGUAGUCAAGGACCGCAAAUUCCAUGUCCAUAAGAGCACUCUUUCUAUGAAUUCCCCUGURUUUGAGAAGAUGUUUACGUCAGGGUUCAGAGAAAGAAAAGCUAAAGAAAUCCCUCUUCCUGGAAAAGAUCCUGAUGAAAUUGAAGUACUUCUAAACCUGUUGUACCAAGUUAAUACAGACCAGGAAGUGCACUGGGAUAACUAUAAGUUUCUUCUUAAACUUGCUGAUGAGUACCAAAUAGAGAAGAUCAAAAGCCUGUGUAGUUCUUACAUGACUAAUGUCGUUGAUCGUUAUAACUGUCUGGAGUUCUGUAAAGCUGCAGACCUCUAUGGUUUGACCGAAGUCUUAGAAGAUUCCACAGACUCAGCUAAAUACCUGAAUCUACAAUCAAUUCAAGGCAGCUUGCAUUACAAAGAUAUCAGUGAUAAAGUCAAAGUUCAACUUCUAAGCUCAAGAAUUGAGACUUUGGAGUCAUUGUUAAACCAGUAUUMCGCUACUUGUAAAAGUUUGGUGACCAGCUCUUGUGUUGCUGCGGCAAAGAAAUUACAUGAAUCAGAGUGUUGCAACUACAAAAAGCACUCAAAUGACCAAGACAGCCCUAUUGCUCAAAAGAAGAAGUUUGACCCAAGCUGUCAUUGUUGUAAUCGGAAGCUGGAAAACAAAUGGCCAGAGAAAGAUGCAUUGUCCAAGUGUAUUAAGAACCCCAUUAAGAAAUUGCGCACACUUAAYGCAUCCUAUGAUAUGAACAAUAUUUUUGUAAAACCAGAAAAUCCUGUGAUCGCAGUYGCUGAUUCAGAAUAAUUUGUACAGAUUUUAUUAUUUUAUGUUCCAAUAAACAUAUUUUUUAUUUACAAUGAGA